Messenger RNA from Syngnathoides biaculeatus (alligator pipefish), 4340 nucleotides. It is a transcript of the gene adam23b, whose product is annotated as disintegrin and metalloproteinase domain-containing protein 23. Gene Ontology annotation, cellular component: presynaptic membrane. Gene Ontology annotation, molecular function: metalloendopeptidase activity. The transcript is spliced from 27 exons. Bases 503 to 2839 code for a protein of 778 amino acids. Lineage: Eukaryota; Metazoa; Chordata; Actinopteri; Syngnathiformes; Syngnathidae. Gene Ontology annotation, biological process: proteolysis. The record is from RefSeq and is a predicted model, not a curated record.
GUCAGCUCCAAAGGAGCUCUAGCCUCUCCACUUCCUGUCGGUUCGCAGACUCGUCACCAUCUUCCAUGAGGCCGAUGACUGUGGGGUCAUUUGCAAACUUCGGGAGUUUGACAGCCUGGGGUACUGAGAUCCCCCAUUCGUCCUUCCUUGAAUGAUCAUGUGCAACCACUUCCUGCCUCCGGGUUGUCUCCGUGUGUGCCCCUGCAGGGCACGUUCGUGCAUAUCGAGGAGUCUGCCGAUGGACUUCCAGUAGUUGCUUGGGCGCCGCCUGUUCCUUGCACCCCCCACCCUCCUCCUCUUCCUCUCAUCACCAUCAUCAUCUUCACCAUCAUCAUCAUCUGCAGUAGCAGUCCAGUGCUCCCGGACCUAUGAAGAAAGCGUCCCCCGUCGUCCUCCCCAUCAGUGUGAUCAUCGGCACCUCCCUGCCUACCACGAUGGGCUGCAAGCUCCACGCUACCUUGUUGUGUUGAUAACGAGAUAUUUCAGCUAUCAAAUAUGAAUCAUGCGUUUGAUAUUUUUGGACACUUUGUUCGUCAGCAUCCUCACGCUUUUGCUUCCCGCAUCACAAGCGUCAUUCGCUUCUCACAGUGCAGAGGACAAGGUUGAGAGGGACGCAGUGCCGGUGAAGCAACAGGCGACUGCAGCACCCGCUUUGGAAAACACAACCCACGAUGCGGUCCAGCAGGUGAUCGCCUACCCAUCCCGCCUCAUCUAUUACCUGAACGAGGACUUUGAGAGUGCCUACCAUGACCUGGACACGCGGGCCAGGAGCCAAGCCACAGUGGGUCAGGCGAUCCAUCUUGCUCAGGUCAGCUUCCAACUAGAAGCAUACGGCACCCGAUUUGUUCUGGAUUUAACCCUGAACAAUGACCUGCUGUCUUCAGAUUAUGUUGAGAUCCACUACAAGGGGGAGAAACCUGUCGUAUCAAAGGGUGGUGAGCACUGCUACUACCACGGGCAGGUGAGAGGCAACGGUGGCUCCCGUGUGGCCUUAUCUACCUGCAACGGGCUGCAUGGGAUGUUUGACGAUGGAGCCUAUGUGUAUCUAAUUGAGCCACUACAACAGACUCACUCAAUCGACACAGCUGGAAGGCCUCACCAGCUCAGAAGAACCGCCUCGCUCCAGUGGAAAAAUGAGUCAGAGCAACUCACGGAGGAGGAGAAGCUCCUUUCGGAGCUGGAGGACUUGUCCUGGCUGAAGCGCCGGAAAAAGCGAGCCAUAUCUGUAUUUGAGGAGAUGAAAUAUUUGGAGAUCAUGAUUGUCAGUGACCACAGCAUGUACAAACGACACAAAACCAAGCAGCACACCAGGAAUUUUGCCAAGUCAGUGGUGAACCUUGUGGAUGCUGUCUUCAAAGAGCAGCUGCGGACCCGUGUGGUGCUGGUUGCUUUGGAGAUCUGGACGGACAAAGAUCAGAUUCCGGUCAGUGUGAGGCCAUUAGAAAUGCUGCGCGAUUUCUCCAAGUAUCGCCAGCAGAGCAUCAAGCACCACGCAGAUGCUGUCCACCUCUUCUCAAACGUGACCUUUCACUACCGCAGAAGCAGCGCAGCUUACUUCGGGGGCAUGUGUUCCGUGAGCCGGGGGGUUGGCGUCAAUGAGUAUGGCAGCACCUGGUCCAUGGCGGGGUCUUUAUCUCAGAGCCUGGCUCAGAAUUUGGCCAUCCAGUGGGACCCUGCAUCCAAGAGAAAGGAAUGCGGUUGCACAGACUCAUGGACUGGCUGCAUAAUGGAGGACACUGGUGUCCAACACUCGCGGAGAUUCUCCAAAUGCAGUGUCUCAGACUACAAGGACUUCCUCUUGAAAGGCGGAGGCUCAUGCCUGUUUAACAGGCCGACAAAGCUGCUCGAAACCACCGAGUGUGGGAAUGGAUUUGUAGAAGUGGGAGAGGAUUGCGAUUGCGGCGCAAGAGCUGAGUGCUACAAGGGGUGUUGCAAAAAGUGUUCGCUGGCCAACGGGGCGCACUGCAGCGACGGCCCCUGCUGCAAUACCACGUGCCUGUUCUUCCCACGAGGUUACAGUUGCCGCUAUGCUGUGAAUGACUGCGAUAUCUCAGAGACAUGCUCUGGGGACUCUGGACAGUGCCCUCCCAAUCUUCAUAAACAAGACGGUUACCUCUGCCAGGUGAAUCAGGGGCGGUGCUACAGUGGAGAGUGUAAGACCAGAGAGAACCAGUGUAGAUACAUCUGGGGGCCAAAGGCUGGAGGUUCAGAGAAGUUCUGCUAUGAGAAGUUAAACACAGAGGGCACUGAUAAAGGCAACUGUGGAAGGGAUGGUGAUAAAUGGAUCCAGUGCAGCAAACACGAUGUCUUCUGUGGUUACCUCUUGUGUGCCAACAUUGGCCGCAAUCCCCGCAUUGGAACAAUGAAAGGAGAUAUCACCCCCACCUCUUUUAACCAUCAAGGAAGGGUGAUAGAUUGCAGUGGUGGGCACGUUCUUUUGGACGAUGAGACCGAUUUAGGCUACGUGGAUGACGGGAGUCCUUGUGGGCCGUCAAUGAUGUGCCUUGACCACAAGUGUCUUUCCAUCCAGUCACUCAACAUUAGCACCUGCCCCACUGGACCUAAUGGACAAGUGUGCUCAGCCCACGGGGUAUGCAACAAUGAAGCCACAUGCACUUGUGAUACUACGUGGGCAGGUACAGACUGUAGUAUGCCUGACCCACCUAAAGUCCCCGAGACUACUCCAACUCAAGGGCCCAAGGUGAGCGUGGCCACUAACAGGCUGAUAGGGGCAGUAGCAGGGACCAUUCUGGCCCUGGGGGUGAUUUUUGGAGGCACAGGGUGGGGAAUAGAAAAUGUGAAGAAGCGGCGGUACGACCCCAACGCAACAGCCAUUUAAUGCUGAAGGGGCAGACGCCAAUCGCAGACGGACUUCUCUGAGGCUUCCUUAGUUGGCGACCUGACAGCUGGACUGCACUUAUUCCUGCUGACCUUCAGCAUUAGACUUACUUGAAUAAGAAUAACAAUAUAUAUUAAAAAGAAAAACAAUGUAGUGGACAUUUUAACAAAUUCCAUUGUAUUGACAUUAGACUCGCGCAGCCUUUUAGCUUUUUCACAUCACUCAUCACACGCAAGCCUGAUGUCUAGAAUGACAACGCUCCUCCAGCAUCCUCCUUUUUCAGUGCCAGUGCACAGGUGCCGAGUCAGGAUCCACACUGCUCUCACACCUGGCAUGAUUCUCCACACGUCCAGCGCUGCUUGCUGGCCCUCUGGCAUGAAGAGCUCCUCUCCACGGGCUCUGCAUGGGCUGCGUAAGCUGUGAAAAUUCAGCAAAAAUACAUCCUUCCAAAGAGAAAGGAAAGCACUGCGGGGCGAGGGGGAGAAAAAAAGCCUCAUUCAACCUAUGAUGAUAUGACAGUGGACUGCAUGUGGGAUGCAGGCCAUAUGGUGAAUAGUGUCAAAAAUUGUAAAUAAUUUGAGCAUUUUAACUUUGAAAGGAUUUUCAGAUGACUUCUUUUUUUGUUUGACAUGAGCAUGUUUUAUAGCAGGCGGGCUAUUGAAACACUAAUAAUUAUGAUUUGGGGACAAAAAUAGAACUUCUGGAUCUUCGCCCUAUGGCUUCCUAGAGAAGCGUGUCAGCUCGAGCGAGAUCAAGUGCGACACGCCGUCCCGUCGCAGUAUUGAAAGUUGAGAAAAAGCCAAAGAAGCAAUCACCGUGAAACAUGGAUGUUGCACACGGAGCACUUUGCCCUCUACCGUGUCCAGCCAGGGCUCACCCAUCAACACCCCACCACAUCCGGCUUAGCCUUUUACUCUCAUAGACUCGUAGUAGGAAUCAAGUCUACAGGAAGCGCUGCAUGCAAUCACUACUGUAUAAUGGGCUUAUAAUAAUUCUAUAUGGGAGUCCCCCAGGAUCUGCAAGAAAAUAUGCUAAAAAAAACAUAAGGUGCAUGUCAACAACAAAACCAUUUAACUUUUAUUUACUAUGCAAAGGAGCGAUAUUGCACAAAAGGGAAAGACUUGGAAUUUGAAAAACCUUUCGCUAAUCAUCGACUUCCACGUUUGGCCGCUCAUUUAUCUCAUUAUGUUUUGCUUCAAAGAGCAACGGCAACAACUAAAAGACACGGAUUCAUAUUUACGAUGACGAAUAAGCAAAUGAGAGCACUUCUUUGUGUGUGUGUGUGUGUGUGUGUGUGUGUGUCAUCCGAUGUUUUUAUUCACUCGUUCACACUAAAUGGUGCCUGUACAUACUGAGGUCUCGUGCAGGGUUCUUAUUGUUGUCCACCCCGGAUGGUGGCAAGUGUGUUCCCUCCAUGUCUGUCGUCUGCUCGUCCACCAAUUUCCUCUCUCACUGCAUCAUGUACUCUUGGACUGGUCAAUAAACUACUGACUCCUUUUAA